UAAUUAUAGAAAAAGGAAAAGUAUUUUACUUAAUGAUUUGGCAACAAAACAAAAUGUCAAGUAAUUAAAAUGUUUCGCUGAGUUUUAUCGGGAAGUCAUCAAAUUUUAAGGUAUGAUCGCUUAAUGAUAUUGAAUUUGAUCCGUACCUUUGCAAAGAUGGUUAAGCCGCAAGUCGUCUUUGUUUUGGGUGCACCUGGUGCUGGUAAAGGAACACAGUGUCAAAGAAUUGUUGAUACUUUUGGAUAUGUUCACUUAUCUGCUGGAGAUCUUCUGAGAGCUGAACGAAACACUCCAGGGUCAGAAUAUGGUGAGCUUAUUGAAAACCAUAUCAAAAAUGGGACAAUUGUCCCUGUAGAAAUCACUUGUCGAUUAAUUGAAGAGGCAAUGAAAAAAGCUGAUAGCAGCAAAUUUUUGAUUGAUGGCUUUCCAAGAAAUAAAGACAACUUGGAUGGAUGGAACAAAGAAAUGGGUGAAAAAGCAGAUGUGAAAUUCAUUUUGUUUUUGGAUUGUUCUGAAGAGACUUGUAUUCAAAGAUGCUUGAAGAGAGGAGCAGAAGGAAGUGGACGUUCUGAUGAUAACAUUGAAAGCCUGAAGAAAAGAUUUAGGACUUUUCAUGUUGAUACCCUACCAAUAGUCAAUAAAUUUAGUGAAGAGGGUAAAGUUUUGAAAGUAGAUGGGAGUGAAAGUGCUGAUGAGGUUUUCAAAAAAGUGGCUGAAGUGAUUAAGAGUUAUGAAUGAAACCGAUUGAUUUUAUAAAUUCUAUUCUACGCUUGUUUUACAAAAUGUUUUUAUUAUUAAUCUAAAAACAUUUACUAUAGGCUAUGUAGAGCAUUUUCAUAUGUAUGUCAUUUACAUUGCUAUCUGUUAGAUAAUUGUUUUAAUGUUUAAUAGACAAAUAGAUUUUCUUCAUUGCUUAUUAUAUUUAUUUUUACUAUAUUCAAUGAAACUGAACAACUUUACAUUCAUGAAAAUUGUUUAUUCUGCAUGCUAGGGUGAUGUGUGAUAAUUUUAUAUAAAUAAUAUUGCUCUCUACUUUUAAGUUUUCAACCACUGUGGGAUCCUGGUAGUAGAAACCUUCCACAGCAGGGCUAUAGGCAUUGCAAAUUAUCAUAGCUUCUUGGACUUGGGGGAAAAGGGAGUGGUUGUUACGAGAAAGUGUGAAAAAAUUUAAAAGCGAGGGGGGGAGAAUCCUUCUUAAUAAAAGAUAAAGGACAAUUUUUCCCUUUUGAAAUCUGACACAAAAAUCGAUCUUCUGUAUUUGCAAAGAUUUACUGAACUAUCAGAAAAUUUUGAUGAUCUGAAGGAAAUAAAGCAAUUAGUAGAUCAGGGUGCGUAGCGUUUUUAAAAAGUGCUUAAAGGUGCUUAUUUUCGAUUAUCGUUUUUAAAAGCCCUUAAAGGUACUUUUUUUCUUUGGGUGUUUUUAAAAAGUGCUUAAUUUUCCCUUUACCCUGUUUAUUUUCUCCACAUAUUAUGCAAAAAGACACUGUUCAUAUUGUUCUAUUCAAUGUUUUCACGAUUGAUUCCACCCCAAUCAAUUUCGGCACAUCUUCGGUCCUUAGCGUAUGAAAACGCCAUUCGUUUUAUGAUUCAAAAUUUCAUAAUUUUUGACAAUUGUCAAAAACUAUGCCUGCAAAACUUAAGUUUUUUUUUUGACAUGACAGUUAAAUUGGAUGAAACAGAUAAUUGUUAAAAGCUUGCCAACCCUGCCUGAUCAUAUGCAUAUUUUUUUGAGUGUUUAAAAUAUUUUUGAGUGCUUGAAAAGUGCUUAAAAAUAUUUUUUAAUGCUUGAAAGGUGGUUAUUUUUUGUUGAAAAAUUUGGCUACGCACCCUGGAGAUAUUUAGCUAAAAAGAAUUGAUUUUCAAUCUAAUUUUUUUAAAGUAUUAUUCUACGAAGAUCUAAUUAAAGUAAUAUAACUUUUUAACAGCAUAAUUUUUUUUUUGUGUAUAAUUUUUAUAAACAUUAUACAUGCUGAUUUUGCUUGCUACAUGUUAGAUUGACCCCAAUUAUUACAAUAAUAGUCCUUGAUAUACGGUGUUGGGAUUGCAGGAAAAUUUAAAUUGUAGAAAAUUGCACUGCUGGUUGACUCAAUAAAUUCCGCUACCUGACGCAUGAUAUAUUAUCAACCCUAAAACUUGUUAUUUUUAACAUAAUUUCUAAAAUAUUGCAGGUAAAUUUUAAAGUAUUGAAAAACUGAGUUAAAAAGUUUUGGCUUAUUUAAAAUAGGAGCUGCUUUUUUGUAAAAUUUUAAAUUUUAUUAAAUGUUGCCAUAGAUUUCCUAAAAAUCGUCUAAAUUAAUAUUGAUAAAAUUUAAGGAGGGAAAUUGAUCUUAAUAUGGUUAUUCUUAGAAUUUUAAAUUAUAUGCAUUGUAACGUUUCGAGUAACUUGCUAAUUUUACAUUGUUUAUUUUCUUCCAGUAAUUAAGAACAAAAAUUGUUAGUGUCACAUUAUUAAAUAUAUAAGUAUUUAAAAUAGAAAUAUUACUGAAAAGCUUGCAUAAUUAUUUCAUUUAUCAAUUAGAAAUUUCCGUAAUGAGGAUUUUUUAACUUACAUUUGCUUGAAAAUUCCUCUAAAAUGAUAUGAAACGUUAUAAUCUCUAUCUCAUUUUGAAAAUGUAUUGUUACUAAUGAACGUAACACUUUAUUAGUUGUUGGAGUAGAGAUCUGUUUGUCCUCCAACUACUUUAGACAAUAUGUAAAUUUAAUAUCAAAUAUCCACAUUUUGUAGCCUGUUUUAUAUAAAUAGAAAAUGGAAAUAGUAAGAAUUACAUUUCUAUUAGUAUCUAAAUUUUUUUAUGAAAUAAAGUUUUUUUCCAAUAUCGCUGCUAAUAAGUGAUGGGGGUUAACAAAAACUUAUCUUUUAAAAGAGAACAUUUAACAUUGUUUUUAUAUAAAUUAAUUUGGUUCCGCUACAUUUUAUUCAUAUAAGUGAAGUAUUACGUAAUCUAUUAUGUCAUUUAACAGAGAGUAUCUAACAUGGAUUUUAAAAACAUUUUUUGAUUCUAGCUAAAUUCUAUUUCUUUAAGUUAAAUAAUCCAUUAUUUAUUAUGCCAUGAAAAGGAGAGCAUUUAACAUUGUUUUUUAAAAUUAUUUUACUUCUACUAAAUUCUAUUUCUCUAAACAGAAUAAUCCAUUAUCAGUUAAACAGUUAAGGAGAGCAUUUAUCUUUGUUUUUAUAAAAAAUAAUUUGGUUCCACUAAAUUAUUUCUGUAAGUGAAAUAAUCCGUUACGCCAUUAAGGGGAGUUGACUGUUGAUUUGCAAAUAAUACACUCCAAAUACUUUUUAUUCUGCUCAGAAAGUAUGAGAUAUUAGUCGCUUUUUUCAAGUGGGUCUUAAAUUUCACUAAAUAAAUAACUAUUUCAGUAUUGUGUAAUGUUUAUAAGAUAAAUAAUAAAAAUAUUAGUAAGAUACAAUUUACUAAAUGGAGAAGGAAAAAUCUUCAUUUAAUAGAGAAAAAAAGUGUUUUGUAGCAUUAUUUUAUUUAUUUUUUUUAGUGGGGGUGAGAUACAAAAACUGCAAUGAAGUCCUGGGCCCAACUUAAUAUGGGCAGACCCUUAUUCUUUUUAAUUAUUAAAUAUAUAUGUAUUUAUUGUAUAACUAAAGACAUUUUUAUAUUUGUAACUUAUUAAAAUUGCAUAAACUUUAAGUUUUUGUAUCACUUAGAAAUUUUUCUUGUAUUUCAAUUUUCUGAUCUGCAAAUAUAAAAUGUUUGAAUGUUGCAUUCCACCAUACUUUUAUUUUGGAGAUGGUUGCAUUUCCCUUUUUACAUUCUGUAAAUUUACCUCAAUAUUGUUUGUCGUCCAUUGAAAGAUUUCUCAUGCAACAAUGUGUGCUUUAUAUUUAAGAAAAUCAUAUGGUAAUUUAAUGUUUCAACGAAUAUAAGAAGUAAACUGUGCUAUACGAAAUCAUUUUCAAGCUUUUUGUACAGUAAUCACAUUUUAAAAAAAUAUCGAUAAAAUGGUAUCUUUUUUAUUUUAAAAUUUAAUUAAUUUUAAAAAUUAAUGUUCUGCAUAUUUAAUAUAUUGAAACAAUUUUUUGGAAAUGAAAUCUUAAAUCUAUAUUUAUUCUAGUUGGUAUCAUUAGAAUUGUAGUUCUUUGAAUUAUUCAAUAAAAUCAUCUUCUUAGUUUGUGUAAA
Parasteatoda tepidariorum (common house spider) is the source of this 4133-nucleotide messenger RNA. It is a transcript of the gene Cmpk, whose product is annotated as cytidine/uridine monophosphate kinase Dak1. Gene Ontology annotation, biological process: pyrimidine nucleotide biosynthetic process; 'de novo' pyrimidine nucleobase biosynthetic process. Gene Ontology annotation, molecular function: ATP binding. Lineage: Eukaryota; Metazoa; Arthropoda; Arachnida; Araneae; Theridiidae. The record is from RefSeq and is a predicted model, not a curated record.